Sardina pilchardus (European sardine) is the source of this 813-nucleotide messenger RNA. Its product is annotated as E3 ubiquitin-protein ligase RNF38-like. The record is from RefSeq and is a predicted model, not a curated record. The transcript has a single exon. Lineage: Eukaryota; Metazoa; Chordata; Actinopteri; Clupeiformes; Clupeidae. The coding region runs from base 1 to 813 and encodes 270 amino acids.
AUGGGCAGGAAGAGGAAACGGUCCUCUGGACAGUCUAGCCGAGCCGUUUACCCCAACAGCAGCUACUACCUGGUGUCGAGCUGGGAUUUCGACCCCUCAGCACCAGGCACCUUCACAGCCACCACUUUCAGUCGCCACACUGACUUGGAGUACCAGCUGAGAGCCGAACCCCUCUUUCUCCUGAGGGGUGACGUUAUUCUUGAGGAUGAGGACUCAUUACGGCCCAAGAGGUCUAGACCAGCCAGGUCCUCCGUGCCAACCAGCGGCAGAAGGUCCCCACAACCAGGGACCUCACGAGACCCCUCAGCACCAGGCACUGACCCCCUCCUCAUGCUGAGUCAUGAUGUUGGGUCCCCACAGCCAGGGACCUCACGAGACCAGCAGAGAGCACGGUCACCCCUUCCACCAUGGCGAGAGAUUCCUGCUGUUACGGAUGAAGGUACUGCACCUCUGACCCUUAUCACCGAUUUCCCGGCUGAUCGAGAGGAUCUUCCAGACAGCUUUUCUGUUACCCAUAUGGGCCCACCCUAUAUUGAAUUUGAAUUCAACCUGGUGGACGAAGAAGUGACCAUAUGGCAGAUCCAGAACAACCGCCCCCAGAAUGUCCCUUUCGACCUCCCCACCAUGCUCUUCAACCCCGAGAACGCAACUGAGCAAAGUGACUGUAGGAUCUGUCUGGCCAGCUAUGCGGAGGGAGAGGAGCUCACGACUCUGCCCUGCAGUCACAGGUUCCACAGCACCUGUGGGAACGCGUGGCUGCGGCAGAACCCCACCUGCCCCAUGUGCAGAGCCCCAGUGAGCAGCGCAAACUGA